CGUUGAUGAUGCUUUGUGGGGCCGCCUAGAGAUUUAAUUACGGAUCUCUGUUCGCACAAAAUAUUAUACGAGCCGUUUUUCCUCGCGUUUACCCUAUUUUUGAGGAUUUAAAUGUGUAUGAUUUUAUCAUUUGCUAAGAACAAAGACCUUUCCUCAGAAGAUAAAAGCCGUUUUCGAGUGUCUUUUCACCGGACGCGCGCAUUGAUUCUGGAGCCAGUGUUUUUGUUAGUGAGCGAUCCUGGGACGAGCGCUCGGUCUGUCGGCAUGUUAGGAUACCCGUCUGAAGGAUUAUAAACCACCGGUAAAAACAGUACUGCAGUCGCUUAAGUUGGUGAAAUCCAAGAUUUAAAACAGUGAUGGACCAUUUGGCGACCACUAGUAGCACCCAGGGGCCGGCCCUGUGUGAACCCUCUUAUCCUCCCUGUAAAAUGGCUCGUAUGGAGAAUUGUAGAGAUCUGCCUGUACCUGGAGUCACACCUGUUAGCUCCAAACAGACAUCACACACUAACAGGAGGAAAGGUAGUUUACUUCCAGUAUUCUGCAUGGUGGAACAAAGCGAUGUCCCACCAUCCGAAGGGAAGCGGUCGGAGCAUGCAGAAUUUGUGCUGCUGAAGAAAGACCUGCUGUUCAGCCAGAUUACAGAAGCUGCAUUGCAAGAGCUGGGAUACACACACACCGCAGCGGCUCUGGCUACAGGUCAGAUUCAAGUUGGCCAUUGGAACCCUGUGGCUCUGUCCAGCGUGACAGAUGUCUCUGAUGCAACAGUAGGAGACAUGCUUCAAGACCUAUACCACGUUAUCACCUUAAGAAUAAAGCUGCACAGUGUUUCUAAAUUAGAGGACUUGCCCGCUGAGCAAUGGACUCAUUCUACAGUCAGAAAUGCUCUAAAGGAUCUGCUUAAAGAGAUGAAUCAGAGCACAUUGGCUAAAGAGUGUCCAUUAUCUCAGAGCAUGAUUUCAUCAGUGGUAAACGGCACUUACUAUGCCAGCAUCUCUGCUGCGAGAUGUCAAGAGUUCGGCCAGUGGUACAAACACUACAAGAGGACAAAAGCUAUAAUGGGUGACAUGAGCAGGCAGUGCACUCAGCCCUCUUCUUCCAGUCAGCCCUCGAUGUUCCAGCAGCCAAUGGAAGGCAGCAGUGCAGAGUCACGGGGUGUUGUCCAGAUGCAGGCUGGGAUGCCUGGUCUAGUUAUGGCUCAGCUUCUCUCCCAGCAACACGCCAUGUCUCAGCUCCUCACACACGCUCACACCCACUCACACAUACCUCAUCCUGCACCUCUAAAGACUCCUCCCAAAUGCAAUGUGUCGCCUCCAACAGUAACUCAAUGUCCUUCUCCUGUCACCGACGUGUCACCUGAAAUUUACCACUGGGUGCGCGAGGAGCUGAAGAGGGCAGGCGUUUCCCAAGCUGUGUUUGCACGAGUGGCCAUUAACAGGACACAGGGUCUGCUGUCUGAGAUCUUGCGAAAGGAAGAGGACCCAAGAUGUGCAUCUCAGUCUCUAUUAGUGAACCUGAGAGCCAUGCAGAGCUUCCUGCAGCUUCCACAGAGCCAGAGAGACUCUAUCUAUGUGGAGGAACGAGAGAGAAACCUCAACACUGCCUACAACACUAAUACAAGCUCACCUCUGCCCAUUCAGGAUAUUGUAGUGAAAGUGGAAUGUGAUGACACUGGAAUAAACUACGGCAUUUAUGAAGAAAUACAGCAAGAAAUGAGGCGAGCAAAAGUGUCACAGGCCUUGUUUGCAAAAGUCUCUGCAGCCAAGAGUCAGGGCUGGCUGUGUGAGCUGCUACGCUGGAAGGAGGAACCAUCUCCUCAGAAUCGUACUUUGUGGGAAAACCUGUCUUUGAUAAGGCAGUUUCUAAACCUCAGCCAAUCAGAGCGAGAUAUUAUAUAUGACCAGGAAAGCAAUACUGGGCAGACCUUCUACUCAGAGAAACACACAAGACCACUGACUGAACAGCUGCAGGUGAUUCCACAGCAUAUGGUGGCUCUAAAGCAGCACCAACAACUGCACAAAAUUCCACCUCAACACCAUCAGCUCUUCCUCCAACACCAUCUCAUGGCCGGAAGUCUUAAAGACACUUACAUGGCCCCAAAUUUCGGAGGCAGGUCUUUACCACCGGAAGCCCAUGCCAUCCUGCAGAGUUUCAUUCAGGAAGUUGGACUACAUCCAGAUCAGGAGGCCAUUCACACAUUAUCUGCUCAACUGGGUGUAGCCAAAGAGGCCGUUCUCAGCUUCUUCAGUGGUCACAAUUGGCUUAGACAAGAGCAAGACAACAGGAGAGAAAUUGAGAUUGAGGAUGGAGAAGAUGAUUACAUGGAGGCAGAGGAUGAAUUCGAGGAAAACAUAGAGAAGACAAAUGCAAGCAUGAUGACAGGGAAACAAGACCUUAGUGCAGAUGAGCAGAACGCAGCUACACAAACUCGGUUUAUCAUUACUAUUAAACAGGAGGAGGAGUUUCCAUGCAAGGAGGAGAAUGGUGAAAGCCCCGCCCACUGCCAGUUCAUAAACUCAUAAAUAUGCAUACACUACUGUUCAAAUGUUAAAAAAUUACAAAAUGAAUACUUGUAUUCAGCAAAGACACAGGAAUCUAUUAAAGGUCCCAUGAAAUUCAAA
Molecule: messenger RNA, 2618 nt
Organism: Danio rerio (zebrafish)
Lineage: Eukaryota; Metazoa; Chordata; Actinopteri; Cypriniformes; Danionidae
Source: RefSeq, a predicted model, not a curated record